Molecule: messenger RNA, 2142 nt
Organism: Peniophora sp. CBMAI 1063
Lineage: Eukaryota; Fungi; Basidiomycota; Agaricomycetes; Russulales; Peniophoraceae
Source: the annotation of a GenBank genome assembly
AUGGCAUCAACAUCAUCAUAUACACAACCAGAAACUUCUCCACAACGCCAUCCUCAGCCGCCGGCCCCAAAGUAUGCCGACCUGGACGAGGUCUUUGACGAUCUAUCAAGUCGCUUCAUCCUGAACCUCCCUGAUCACCAGCUCAACUCGCUAGAGAGGAUUUGUUUCCAGGUGGAGCAGGCUCAUUGGUUCUACGAGGACUUCGUCCGAGAAGCCAACCCUUCAUUACCCUCCUUGCCCUUGAAGCGAUUUUCCGAAACCUUCUUCAACGCAUGUCCGUUGUUACAUCGAUGGAGCGGGGAUCACGAAGGCGCAUUUGCCCAUUUUAUGCAAUAUAAGACUCGUGUCCCCGUAUGUGGCGCAAUCAUGCUCAACGACACUUGGGACAAGGUCGUACUUGUCAAGGGGUGGAAGGCAUCAGCCGGUUGGGGUUUCCCAAAAGGCAAGAUCAACGAGUCGGAGGCAGCGGAUGCGUGUGCUGUUCGGGAGGUGCUCGAGGAGACUGGCUACAAUCUCGCCGGCCAGAUUAACCCGGCCGAUGUCAUCGAGGUCUCUAUCCGAGAACAGCAGGUGACUCUGUUCGUCGUGCCUGGUGUCCCAGAGGACUACGCCUUCGAAACCAAGACACGAAAGGAGAUCAGCAAAAUCGACUGGUUCAAGUUGAGCGAUCUGCCAACAUGGAAACGCAAUAAGGUACCUGGGAGCAAAUUCUACCUUAUCACGCCCUUCGUAGCACCCCUGAAAUCCUUUAUCAACAAGCGAAAGCCCCGAGCCCUUCAAUCUCGCCGCAACGGACGCACAAAUAGCUAUCGUCAGGAACACAACCUGUAUCUGCAAGACGAGAGCGAUUCGUCUUUCGUGGACAUACAGCAGGCGUAUUCCGCGCAAGAGAGUUCUUCCCAGACCUCCGCGGACACGGCAGAUCCCCAGACGCCCUCGCCCAUGUAUAGCGAACCCACAGUCCAUGUCGACUCCGCUGAGCCUAGCAUCGAUGCGCAGAACCUGGAUCCACAUUUCGCGCGCUUGUUGUCGAACCUGACGCUCUCAGCUACGGCCGGAGCUGCUAAGGCCAAUCAGACGUCAGACUCUGAUGAGAGCAUCGUCGUGCCGAGACGGGCCCCGCUCACUCCAGUACCUGCCUCGCCCAUCGCACAGGACUCGCCCGACUGGUCCAUGCGUGUGGAUCAUGCCACUUCCACAAGGCCGCCUUCGCUAUUGCAGCGGUCUGCUGUACGCUCUCCCAACACGGUCUCCAGGGGUUCUGCAGAGACUGUUCGCGUGGCUUUGCCCCAGUCGCCAGUAUCUUCCCCUCCGCCUUCCGCUACCCUCUCCUCGAACUCUGGCCCGUCAAAGCCCAUUGUUCCCGGACCGCCGUCGAGAAAGUCGUCUACUGCCGAUAUCUCGCCCUACUUGACACGUGCCGUCGAACAGCCGGUCAAUAGCAAGCGUCUGCGACAGCUUGCCCUUUUGGAGUCCCUAGUGGACGAAACGUCGCCAUCAGCAGGUCACCCGGGCCAGCCGACGGUGUCAGCUGUACCGGCUUCUGCCAGCGCUUAUUCCAGCGCUUUCCCGCCGUUCAAUGCACCCCCGCCUCCGCCUCCAUCUGCAUCUGUGCCACCUCCCAAUUUCAUGUCAUCUCACGUUCCCACGUUGUAUCAGCAGCAUACCCAUUCGGACCCACUCCCCCCUCAAACCAUAUAUCAGACUGUACAAAGCAACCCUCCGGUCAUCCCUGGACCCAUCAACGAGGACGAGGCCUUCGUCGUGCGCCCGCGUACGAGCAACAACUUCCGCCCCAUCCCACCUCCGCCCUCGCGCCAAUUUGGUUCCCGCGCGAGUAUGAGCCAGGCUCAGCUUAUGGGCAUCCUCUCACACGGUGCAGCACCGCUGCCCCCGCCCAUCCCUCACCAGAUGGCUGCUUCCCAUGGCCUGCCACCUCACUUCCCCUCUCGAGCUGGCAUGAUGAGUGUCCCGCCGUUGGGGAUGGGCCCUGUACUACCGCCACCGCCGAUGUUCCAGGUGCCUGCCCGCGUGCCGCCCGCUGUGAGCGCGGGCCUGCUCAAUAUCCUCAAUACUCGCGCACCCACUGUGGCCCCGGCGCCUGUCUCUCAACCCCAGUACGCCGGCGUUGCUCCUCGUUAA